Scaptodrosophila lebanonensis is the source of this 1479-nucleotide messenger RNA. RefSeq lists its product as uncharacterized. The transcript is spliced from 8 exons. The record is from RefSeq and is a predicted model, not a curated record. Bases 10 to 1356 code for a protein of 448 amino acids. Lineage: Eukaryota; Metazoa; Arthropoda; Insecta; Diptera; Drosophilidae. Gene Ontology annotation, biological process: intracellular signal transduction.
CUUCUGGUCAUGGACUACAUAUUCGAGUGCUUCUACAAUGACACCUUCGAGCAGAUCACUCGUAACGGUCUGCAGGAUCGUCAGUCGAGACGCGAUGUCCUCGAUCAUUUGAGUGCCAUCAUUAAAGGUUGCAGCGAGGGCCAAAAUGUGCAAACGGAUGAGGUAGCAAGCAUGUCUGUGGAGGCAGCAAUGCGCUAUCAUAAACUUGCCAAGGACGAGAAUGGACAUGUCUGCCUGAUGGGAAAGUACCACAACAUUCUGUACAUUGCGCUUCGCACCUGUUGGGAUUGGGGCGUGCGCGACUCGUCGGUGGUCGUGCAACUGCUCGUGGCCAUCUACGAGUGUGAAAAGACCUUUGAGCGCAUUUUUCUGGGCGCACUCUUUGGACCAAAUGCCCCACACUUCAUAGCCGGCUGGCGCAGCGAUUUUCAGGAUCAGCAUGAAAAUGUGCGGGCCAUGGUUUACUUUUUGAAGCACGCAACACGCAGACAGCUGAUGUUGCCCGUUUGGAUUCCACGGUACGAGCAGGAGCGACGUCUGAGAUUCAUCGAUGUGCCCAUCGAGUCCUGCGGCCGUUCUUCGCCGUUACGCAUUGCCCUGCAGGCCAACGCGCCCGAGCUGCUGCUCAUACUGCUCAGAUAUGGCGCUGCACCACAUCCGCCCGAUGGCGGAAGCUCUGUUAUCAUCGCACUGCUCGACAAGCUGAUGGAGCACGGACGCAAUUACAUCUACGAGCAUGUGAUGUGCCUGAAGAUAUUGCUGCGCAAUGUGCCGAUGAUCGAAAUGCCUUUCAAGCCAAUAGUGUACAAGGAGCGCCGUGAGAUGUUUUUCGAGCGUUACGGCCGCCUGCUCAGGGACAAAAUCAUUGAGAAGGAGCAGGUUUAUGGUGUGCCUUCGUUACGUCAUCUAUGUCGCUGCCAAAUACGUGAUCUCUUGCGCGAACGCAAUCAACUGCCAAAUGGUAUUGACACCUUGCGCCUGCCCAAGCGCCUACAGCGUUACAUUGACCUGACCGAGGAGCUGGAAGGGGCUGAGCAGCACCAGCACCAGCCACCGCCACAGGGCGCAAAGCCAGUGCAAAAGUUGGCAAUUGCCUUGCAAAGAUUAGAGACCAUCAGUAGUGAAGAGAGUGAGGAUGAGAGCGAGAACCGCGUGCAACUACUGGAAGCAGUCACCAAUGCUGAGAAGGCCGCAGUGGCAGCAUUUGUGGCCACUGGCGACGGCGCCAUUACAAACGAGGCCAAGCAGGCGGCUGUGGCAGCCUAUGCAGCAGCCAAUGCCGCAGAGAUGCAGCAGCAGAAUUGCAACGAAAAGAACGAUAAUGACCCCGACGAGGCACUCGAGCUGCUAAGCUGAGGGAGAGUUUAAGUAUAAUAUAACCCCACCCUCACUCACCUGUAUGUUUCCUCACUGACGUUAAUGCGGCCGGGAACGCCGGUGGUCUCCGUGCGGCUCGUCAGAUUCACCGUGUUGCCAAAA